GAAACCCCUGCCCAGAUUUGGAAGAAACUGGAAGAACAGUUUCAACAAAAAUCCCUAACCAACAAAAUUUUCUUGAAGGAAAGGAUUUUUGGGUUUAAAAUGAGUUCAUCCAAAUCUCUUGAUCAAAAUUUGGAUGAAUUCUAUAUUUUAAUGUAGCCUUUUGUUCUUAAAUUUUUUUACAUUUUUUAUGUACAACAUCAACUAUUUACUAAUUUUUAAUUUGUAUUUUUUUUCAUUUAGAAAGAAAAGAAAAAGAAAAUGAUUAUGAUAUACGACACACGUGUAUAUAAAUGUACAGAAAAAAAAAAAAGAUUUCAUCGAAAGUUUAAAAAAAAAAAAUAAUAGAAAAAAUACUUUUGUUUAAAUAUCUGUAAAAAAUUUAUUUUGAAUUGUAUUAUUAAAAAAAAUCAUGUUAUAUAUUUAUAAAAGAUAAGAAAGAUAUUUGUAGGGAGUUUAAAUUUAAAUGAUAAUAUUAGAGUAAAAUCUUUUUUCUCUUAAAAUAUCUAAAUUUUAAAUUGAAUACAUUAUUAUAUUUUUUUAAAGCCCAUAUUGUUCACUAUAUAUAAGUGAUUUCCUAUUAAAUCUAGUGGAAAAAAAUUGACACCGUACUCUCGCUCACCUAACUCACGAUCACAUUCUAAAGAUAUCUCUAUUGAUUUUACCAUGAUUUACUUUAAAAGAAGUACGUUCUUUUUACUAACAUUAUAAAAAAAAAAUAUAUUUUUCAUGCGAUGAAGACGAUGUUGAUUAUUAAUAUGUAUUUUUAUUGUUGUUACAGGAAAGCCAAUCGAAGCCAGGGACAAAGUGUCAGACUUACCUACAUUUAUCUUGCAUCGUAUAUUAUCAUUACUCCCCAAAAUCGAUGCUGCCAGAACUUGUGUGCUCUCUAAAAAAUGGAAUUGUGCAUGGAAUUCUUUCCCAGAAUUUGAAUUUCAUGAAAUUCUUUUUACAAAACAACGACCUAAUUUAACGCCAGAGUACUUGUUGAAAUUUCAUGACUUCAUAAAUAUAGUUAACAACUCGUUAUAUAGAUUCUUUCAUCACCACAAACCAAUAUUCCAUAAUGAUAAGUUGAUAAUCCAAAAAUUUGCUCUCUCAUUGAAUAUACCUCGUGUUGAUUGUGCUGAUUCUCUAGUUUCAACGGUCAAUAAAUGGGUCAAAUCAGUUAUGGAUAAUGGUGUUCGAGAUUUAUUUUUAAAGAUCUCCAUAAGUGGUAAACCAUAUUAUAUUCUGCCUGAAAAUACUUUUCAACAUGGAAAAUCAUCAAUCAACGGAGGCCCCUCUUAUUCCAAAUUUUCCUUUUUACAAAGGCUUGUACUAUACUCUGUUUAUAUAACUGAAGACAUUAUCAGAGACAUCACACAAAACUGCUCCAACAUCGAAUUUUUAGGUCUUUAUUGCUGCCACGGACUGGAAUCAUCUCUUGAUAUUUCCAAUCUAAGUAAACUCAAGUGUUUGAAAGUUUUGGGCAAUCGUGAACACUUGUCAAGAGUUAACAUCAAUGCACCAAAUCUUACCACCUUUUGUUUGGAGUAUUCUUAUGUUCACAGUAAUCACCAACAACGACGUUGUUGUGAGAUGAGUUUGAAUUGCCCUAACCUCAAAUCCUUAAGGUUGGCCCAAUGUGGCAUUACUGAUCGCACACUUCAUUCGAAUCUUUCUAGGUUGCCUCUCCUAGAAUCCCUAGAUAUUAAUGACUGUUACUUGUUGCAUAUGAUAAGGAUUUCAGCACCAAGGCUCCAAAACUUUUGUCUUAGUGGAAGUGGCAACAUUGAGAGUGUUGGAGUUAAUGCUCCCUUACUCGCAUCAAUUGAAUACACAUCUUAUAAUACUAAUUAUAAAGACCCAAUUAUAUUCUUCCCCAACAAUGAACAACAUCCGACUGAAGUUGUUUAUGAAAUUGACCGACACAAUGUGCUUGAAACUUCUUGGUUCCUUCAGCUAAGGGAAUCUCUUCAAGUUUUCUAUACUCACAGUAAAACAUUCCACGUAUACUUCGAAGACAGCAAGGUUAGCUUUAAGGUUGAAGAGUUGCAAGAAGUUGCUAUUCCUCCGGUGGUCGAAAUUGAGGAUUUAGUGUUGAAAUGUUCGAGAUCAAUAACCAGUUUUGCAAAUCUCAUAGAUGGGCUGCUCUGGAGUUGUUACCCCAAAAAAGUAUCUAUUUGCUCGGAUUCCAUAUACCAAAGAAACUGCAUACUGAUUCUUCGUGUGUUAUUGGAGAGAGCAAUUACAAGUGAAUGCUGCGUCUCUCUUAACCGAAGAUGUUGGCGGCAUGACUUAAAAAGUGUAAGCAUGAAGAUCUCCCAAAGAACAAAUGCUGAAGAUGAGCCGCGACUUCAUUGUUGGAAUCAGUUGCCGGAUACAUGGCCAGUGCUUGGAGAUUUCGAUCAAGUAUUCUUCCAUUUGGUCUGGGAGUAUUGAAUUCAAGUAAUUUACCAUUUACAAGUGAAAAAUGUCUAUCAUGUACA
Molecule: messenger RNA, 2468 nt
Organism: Cannabis sativa
Lineage: Eukaryota; Viridiplantae; Streptophyta; Magnoliopsida; Rosales; Cannabaceae
Exons: 3
Coding region: 1168-2421 (417 amino acids)
Source: RefSeq, a predicted model, not a curated record